GAAAUCUGCUCGGUCUCCGGCAGCCGCCGCUUCCCCUUUGAUGUUUUGGUACGCCGUGCGCAUGCGCCUCACAUUAGAAUUACUGCACUGGGCAGACUAAGUUGGGUCUCCUCUCUUCAGUGAAACCCUGAAUCCCGUCAAAAACUAAAGGGAUGUGGAGAGUCCGGAAAAGAGGCUACUUUGGGAUUUGGUCAUUCCCCUUAAUAAUCGCCGCUGUUUGUGCUCAGAGUGUCAAUGACCCUAGUAAUAUGUCGCUGGUCAAAGAGACGGUGGAUAGACUCCUGAAAGGCUAUGACAUUCGUCUGAGACCAGAUUUUGGAGGUCCUCCAGUGGCUGUGGGAAUGAACAUAGACAUCGCCAGCAUCGAUAUGGUUUCUGAAGUGAAUAUGGAUUAUACCUUGACAAUGUACUUUCAGCAAGCCUGGAGAGAUAAGAGGCUGUCCUACAAUGUAAUACCUUUAAACUUGACUCUGGACAACAGAGUGGCAGACCAGCUCUGGGUGCCUGACACCUACUUCUUGAAUGAUAAGAAGUCGUUUGUGCACGGAGUGACUGUUAAGAACCGCAUGAUCCGCCUGCAUCCAGAUGGCACAGUCCUUUAUGGACUCAGAAUUACAACCACAGCUGCCUGCAUGAUGGAUCUAAGGCGGUACCCACUGGAUGAACAGAACUGCACCUUGGAAAUUGAAAGCUAUGGAUAUACAACCGAUGACAUUGAGUUUUACUGGCGUGGGGAUGACAACGCAGUGACAGGAGUAACAAAGAUUGAACUUCCACAAUUCUCUAUCGUAGAUUACAAACUUAUCACCAAGAAGGUCGUUUUUUCCACAGGUUCCUAUCCCAGGCUGUCCCUCAGCUUUAAGCUUAAGAGAAACAUUGGCUACUUUAUCCUGCAAACCUACAUGCCUUCCAUCCUGAUUACCAUCCUCUCCUGGGUAUCCUUCUGGAUUAAUUAUGAUGCUUCAGCCGCAAGAGUGGCAUUAGGAAUCACAACUGUCCUAACCAUGACCACAAUCAACACCCACCUCCGGGAAACUCUCCCUAAAAUCCCCUAUGUGAAGGCCAUUGACAUGUACCUGAUGGGGUGCUUUGUCUUCGUUUUCAUGGCCCUUCUGGAAUACGCUUUGGUCAACUACAUCUUCUUUGGGAGGGGGCCCCAGCGCCAAAAGAAAGCAGCUGAGAAGGCUGCUAGUGCUAACAAUGAGAAGAUGCGCCUGGAUGUCAACAAGAUGGACCCCCAUGAGAACAUCUUACUGAGCACCCUCGAGAUAAAAAAUGAAAUGGCCACUUCUGAGGCCGUGAUGGGACUUGGAGACCCCAGGAGCACAAUGCUGGCUUAUGACGCCUCCAGCAUUCAGUAUCGGAAAGCCGGAUUGCCCAGGCAUAGUUUUGGCAGAAAUGCUCUGGAACGACACGUGGCCCAGAAGAAGAGCCGCCUGAGGAGACGGGCUUCCCAGCUGAAAAUCACCAUCCCCGACUUGACUGAUGUGAAUGCCAUAGACCGGUGGUCCCGCAUAUUCUUCCCCGUGGUUUUUUCCUUCUUCAACAUCGUCUAUUGGCUUUAUUAUGUGAACUAAAGCAUAGCCUCCUAUGGGAAGCAAGGACUAGAUUCCUCCUCAAACCAGUUGUACAGCCUGAUGUAGGACUUGGAAAACACAUCAAUUCAGGACAAAAGUGAUGCUAAAAUACCUUAGUUGCUGGCCUAUCCUGUGGUCCAUUUCAUACCAUUUGGGUUGCUUCUGCUAAGUAAAGAAUACACUAAGGUCCUUGUGGUUU
Molecule: messenger RNA, 1776 nt
Organism: Otolemur garnettii (small-eared galago)
Lineage: Eukaryota; Metazoa; Chordata; Mammalia; Primates; Galagidae
Gene: GABRB2
Product: gamma-aminobutyric acid type A receptor beta2 subunit
Exons: 9
Coding region: 153-1577 (474 amino acids)
Biological process (GO): chemical synaptic transmission; nervous system process; regulation of membrane potential
Cellular component (GO): membrane; neuron projection; synapse
Molecular function (GO): neurotransmitter receptor activity; GABA-A receptor activity; extracellular ligand-gated monoatomic ion channel activity
Source: RefSeq, a predicted model, not a curated record